Messenger RNA from Oncorhynchus nerka (sockeye salmon), 4667 nucleotides. RefSeq names its product sal-like protein 3. NCBI's taxonomy places the organism in Eukaryota, Metazoa, Chordata, Actinopteri, Salmoniformes, Salmonidae. The coding region runs from base 1 to 1923 and encodes 640 amino acids. Gene Ontology annotation, biological process: urogenital system development; regulation of transcription by RNA polymerase II; embryo development. Gene Ontology annotation, cellular component: nucleus. Gene Ontology annotation, molecular function: DNA-binding transcription factor activity, RNA polymerase II-specific; RNA polymerase II transcription regulatory region sequence-specific DNA binding. The transcript has 7 exons. The record is from RefSeq and is a predicted model, not a curated record.
AUGGCUAACUGUAUGGUUUUUCACACUCAAAUAGCCUCCAUUAUGGAGGUGCUAGCAAAUGCAGCCGUGGCAGACAUCUGUAAACUCGUAGACGACGACUAUGCAGUGUUUCGUUUGGAAAUAACUCAAAGCCAGAAAGAAAACAGGGUAUUGCAGAGGAGACUACAGCAACUCGAAUUGAAGAUGGCACGGGAGCGUGUAGAGAGGACAACGCGAGACCGCGUCGUCGCCAGUCGUCCCAGUAACGUUAGCGCUAAGAUCCUCGACCGAUACAGAGGGAUGGCAAGAGGUGAAGGACAUCUCACUGGAGGCCACAGAAGCUUUGUGAAGCCAGCAGAACACAAUACAUGGAGACAUGACCAACCAAUCAAUGUUGAUGAGGGGAAUGGAAACUCAACCCAGGAUGUUAUUGUGAUAGAGUCUGCAGAGGCUGCAGGUCCUGGGGUGAAGCAGGAGACAUCUGAAAGAGAGGAGAACCUACGGCACAGCAGAGACAUCCAGACUGGAGCAGUGCCUGGAGUGGUGCCCCCUGUAGCUACUGGGUCCCCUGCCAACGUGCCCCAGGACAGGUCCCGAUGCAGCAUCACGGAGGAGGAGGAGGGUCCAGAGGUGCUGCUGGUGAAGGAGGAGGGGUGUGAGGAGGGUCUGUGGAACCCUGAGGGGAACAUGGUCAUGGAGGACAACCAAACUACACCUCCUCAUGAACCCGCAGAGGAACCAGCUGAGCAGCACAGGACCACACACAAUCUCACUGAGUCAGUAGACAUGGAGGAUGGGAAGCCUGAUCUGCUGCUGGUCAAAGAGGAGACUAUAGAAGACGAACCAGAGAGCAUUGAUCUGCUGAGUGGAAUAAAGAUGGGGGAGCAAGGUGGUUGGCUGGAGGCUAACAGAGGAGACUGGGCAGCCAUAUUGGAUUCCCAGAUCCAGACGGAUGCAGCCAAGGGCCCAGGGAUCAACAUCACUGAGCAGGUCAGGAACAGAGGCGACAUAGUGGAGUCUGCAGUCCAUGAGGACCUGCUGAUAUCCGGUGUUACUGGCGGGAGAGACUGGACCUCUGAAGCGGCUGGUCACAAACUCUGGCCCCGGAUCAGGACCCUGGAUCAGGAGCCGCCACUCUUCCUUCGUGAGUCGGAACCAGGACCCAACCACGAAGGACAGAGACCCCACCACCACACAGAACACAACCAGUGGACAGGUGGACUCAAGACCCUCAGUCCUGGUGGUCAUCAGAGAGAUCGAGGAUCCAGUCAGCAAUUGAGGCUCUUGUCUUCACAGUCUCAGUGCAGGGAAGGAGCAGGGCCUGGGGCUGAUAGAGAUAGACCCUCCUGUUCCUAUGAUACAAACACCACAGUAUCCAUGAUGAACAGAGCAGGUCACCCUGGGCUUCAGCCUUCACAGAGAGUGGUGGGAGACCCGCCUAGUGGGAGUCUAACAGGAAGUCUUUCUCCUUCAAGAUCUCCUCUAAUGCCUGGUGACUGGGUUCAUAGAAAGCCUGGACCUGGGUCUAGCAUUUCUCAGCUGCCUCAUAGUUAUCCCACCAAUACAGACAGGGUCAAGAUGGGCUUUCACCAUGAGAGGUACCUAGCCUAUAACACUGCAGACAAUCCCAACAACACCGAAACCAUGGCUAGAGGUCAAGGAGGGAGCUCAAAGACUAACCACAUGAGGGUGGUGGCUCCUGCUUCUACCUCCUCUGGUGUCAUUGGGUCACAACGUGGGAGACCUAGUUUUAGGACGGACGCCGACAAGCCGUACGCCUGCCCCACAUGUGGGAAGCGCUUUGCUGAGGCGAACUACGUGAAGAAGCACCAGACCGUUCACACCAAGGAGAGGCCCUUCAAGUGCAAACUAUGUUACAAGAGCUUUUCCUUCCAGAGUAACCUUAUCAAACAUAGGAGUGUCCACAAUGGGGAGAAAUCGUAGCAGUGUGGCCCUUCUUUUUUAGGUCAAUUAGGGUAAUGUCUGUACUGAGCUUGAAAGAGACUCAUCAUGGCCUUUUCUCAUUUGGAUUAUCUCAACUUCUGCGUCCUCUGUCUUCCGUCCUUUCUCGCCUCCUUUUAAAAAAGGUAAUCGAGGAGAGCGAACGUGGAUGAAAAUGCGCUUGUUUUAAAAUCGACUCACCUUCUUCACUUGUGCGUCAUCAGGCAAGUGAUGUUUACAGGGAUGGAUCCCAAAAUAAAUAUAUGUGUAAAGUGAUAAAAACAAAUUUUGUUGUGUGAGACAAGUAGCAGACAGAUCUGGGAUAACUAUAGUUUUAACUGUGCUUUGUGGAAAGUAACUAUUUGUCAGAGGAAAAAAGUUACUUUGGAGAUGACUACAAUUAUUUGAAUAUAGAUCCCAAAAAAUCACUACUUUUUAAAACUAUUUUGAAAAUAUAGAUCUCAGAAAGCAACUACUUUUUUUUUUUUUUUAAUACAGAUCUCAGGAAGUGACUACUUUUCUGAAACUGUUGGAUUGGCUGUCUUCAACUAAUGGCAGGGUUGUACAGUGCCUAAUUAGAAAGUAUUCACACCCCUAGACUUGUUCCACAUUUUGUUGUUACAGCCUGAAUUUAAUUGUGAUUUUGUGUCACUGGCCUUCACACAAUACCCCAUGUCAAAGUGGAAUUUUAUUUUUACAUAUUAAAAGUGAAAAGCUGACAUUUCUUGUCAGGUAUUCAACCCAUUUUGUUAUGGCAAGCCUAAAUAAGUAGAGUAGUAAAUAUUUGGAUUGUACCUUUUUUCAAUUUUAGCCUAAAAUGACACACAAAUCAAACUGCCUGUAGCUCUUAACAUGUCACAAUAAGUUGCAUGCAAUAUUAGUGUAACAUUAUUUUUCAAUUACUACCUCUCUGUACCCCGCACAUACAAUUAUCUAUAAGGUUCCUCAGUCGAGCAUUGGGUUUUUAACACUGAUUCAACCACACAGACCAGAGGUUUUUUCCCCCAAUGCCUCGCAAAGAAGUGCACCUAUUGUUUUAGAUUUUUUUUUAAAUACAUUUUUUACUGACAUUCAAAAUCCCUUUGAGCAUGGUGAAGUUAUUAAUAACACUUUGGAUGGUGCGUCAAUACACCCAGUUGCCGGAGAGGAAGGAAACCACUCAGGGAUUUCACCAUGAGUCCAAUGGUGACUUUAAUACAGUUAUAGAAAUUAAUGGCUGUGAUAGAACACUGUGGAUGGAGCAACAACAUUGUAGUUACUCUACAAUACUAACCUAAAUGACAGAGUGAGAUGAAGGAAGCCUGUACAAUAUAAAAAAUGUUCUAAAACAUGGAGCCUGUUUGCAAUAAGCCAUUAAAGUAUAACUGUAUCUGGAACUGCAUGUUGAAGAUAAUGAAUAGAGCACACACGAUCUCCUAUACUAUUCCAAUAUACUUGACAGUCAUUUGAUCUACACAAUACAUUUCUAUCUGAACAUUUUGUAAAUGACCAUUCUCCUGAAUGUCCAUUGCCCUUGGUCAGGGCUGCCCAACCCUCUUCCAGGAGAUCUACUGUCCUGUGAGUUUUCAGUCAAACCCUAAUUUAACACGCCUGAUUCUACUGAUUAGCUGAUCAACAAGACCUUAACUAGCUGAAUCUGAUAUGCUAAAUUAGGGUUGGACUGAACCUACAGGACAGUAGAUCUCCAGGAAGAGGGUAGGGCAGCCCUGUCCUAGGUGUACAAAAUCAAGUCAUACCAAUUAACCAAUGAUAUUUUGUACAGAUAAGUAUAAAUACAUUAACGCUCAACUACUGUAUGACUCUUUCAACAUGCCACUGAAAUGUUCAAAGCUCCAAUACAUUUUGAUACCUGAAAAUACUGCAGAGUAAUUCAAACCCAUUUGCAAAUGGCAAGUUGAAUGCUUAGCAAAAACAACUUAGAACCUCUACGUUCAUCUGAAGGUAAGUGUUCUUGUUUUGAGCACAAUAUACCAUCUUUAAAUAGAUAGUUUACUCAGAAUACAAACUAAAAUGAUUUUCCACCUACCUUUUGCCGUAGUUGAUUCAAGAAGGGAGUUUUGGGAUAUCUAGUUUACUAAAUAUACAUAUUUUGUUACGGUUAGCAUUCUCAGUAAUACGCUACGUUAAACUGUCAUUGUGCCUGUGUAAUAAAACAAACUACUUUUGGAGCAACAUUUUACAUUUACUUUUGUAAAUGGAUUUUGAUUGCAUGGCAAUGAGCUUAGAGUUUUUAGCUACUGUACCUGAGGAAUGGGGACUUCCUUAUUCCAUUUAUGUAAUAACUCUAUUAUGCUAUUAUAAAGCUAUUUCCAAAGGCCUAUGUAACAAUGUUGCUAUUGUAAUAAGUUACUACACAUGUAUAAGAACUUGUUGUCAAGUGUUACUGUAUUACCUUAUGUCUCACUCAUGAAAACAUAUUUGUUAGUCAUUUUGAAGUUGCAAAAGGAGUCUAGUGUAAUGUUGAUGUGAUUCCAUGUUCCUAUAUUUCAUUCUAGGCUAUAUUAAGAUUCAUAUCUGAGAGCCCUCUAAACCAUGUGCUUAUGAUCAUCUAUUUAGACUAAUUCAACUAACUGUUAGUUACUUUUCAAAUGAUUUGCCUAGAUUCAAAUACCUCCAAGUAUGAUUUGGUUUUCUGAGACCUGUAUUUGAAUGUCAAACAACAUAGUUGCCUUUUAGUUGAAACUCCAUAUAAACUAUAUUUGACUACUUCGAAUUGGUAUUUUCAAAUAAACCACAAAAUACAAAUA